Messenger RNA from Dictyostelium discoideum AX4, 1296 nucleotides. RefSeq lists its product as hypothetical. The coding region runs from base 1 to 1296 and encodes 431 amino acids. The record is from RefSeq and is a predicted model, not a curated record. The transcript has a single exon. Lineage: Eukaryota; Evosea; Eumycetozoa; Dictyosteliales; Dictyosteliaceae.
AUGUCAAAUAAUGAAAAUAUUAAAAAUUUAAUUGAUAUAAAUAAUAUAAAUAAUAAUUUAAAUCAAUCAUAUUGGGAAAAGAAAUCAUUAUCAAAAUAUGAUUAUAUUGUAAUUGGAUCAGGUAUAGUUGGAUUAUCAACAGCAAUUUCAAUUAAAGAGAAAUCACCACAAUCAUCAGUAUUGAUAUUGGAAAGAGAUACACAUCCAAAUGGAGCAUCAACCAAGAAUGCUGGAUUCGCAUGUGUUGGUAGUUUAACAGAGAUUUUAGAUGACUUGAAAACAAUGUCAGAAGAAGAAGUAUUGAAUUUAGUGAAUGCUCGUUACCGUGGUUUAGAACUCUUAAGAAAAAGAUUGGGUGAUGAUAACAUUGGUUAUAAAAAUAAUGGUAGUUUUGAAUUAAUCGAUUCAAGUUCACAACUAUCGAAUGAGUUACUCUUAAAAGAGAAAAUAGAAUCUGUUAAUAAAAUAUUAAGAAAAGUGUUCCCAAGUGACGCAUUUACAUUAUGCACAAAUGAGGAAAUGAAAUCAUUUGGAUUCAGUGAUAAAAUUUGUAGUUUUUUAAUUAAAAAUAAUUUUGAAGGUGAGAUUGACACUGGUAAAAUGAUGUUCCAAUACACUGAAUUGGCAUUAUCAUGGAAUGUCCAUAUUAAAAAUGGUUCAAGAGUUUUAAAAUUUAUUGAUAACGAUGAUGGGGUAAUUGUUCAUGUUGAGAAUCCAUUUGCAUUAUCAAAUUCAACAUUAACUAAACCAAUGGAAUUUCAAUGUAAGAAAUUGGCAAUUUGUACAAACGCAUUCACUGGUGAUUUGGUAAAUGAUAUUGAUAUUACACCUGGUAGAGGACAAGUUUUGAUAACUGAUCCAAUUCCAGGUUUACAAUUAAAAGGUAUUUAUCAUUUUGAUGAAGGUUUUUAUUACUUUCGUGAAAAAGAUGGUUGUAUCUUAUUUGGUGGUGGUAGAAAUUUAGAUUUUAAAACUGAAGCUACCACAGAAUUUAAAUUAAAUCCAAUGAUUUUAAAUAAACUUUAUCAACUAUUACAAGAACAUAUCAUUCCAAAUACAAAAUUCACUGUAAAUACAGUUUGGUGUGGUAUUAUGGCAUUUGGUAAAGAUAAAAAACCAAUUAUUGAAUUUUUAAAUGGUUCAAAAAAUGUGGUUUUAGGUGUGCGUAUGGGUGGUAUGGGUGUUGCAAUUGGUUCCUUAGUUGGUAAAUUAUUAUCAAAUAUGUUAAUUAAUUCAAAUAAUUUAAAUUCAAAUAAUAAUAAUAAUACUAUUAAUAAUUUAAUUUCAAAAUUAUAA